AGCCAUAGAGACACUGGGAAUCACUCGUCUGAGGUGGCGUCAUGUUAUUGGUUCUUUUACUUGGAUCCGCCCUUGGAUGGCCGCCACGUCAUAUUCGUGGUAUACAAGUAAAUGCAUUCUAGGUUGAGAAUCUCGGGGUAAAAGGAAAGAGAAUAUAACGGAUAAUAAUAUGUACAUAGCAGGAAAGAAUAAGCCCAAUCUCCGUGCCGUGCUCCGCCGGGCCAACUUCGCUCGCUCGCUCGGAGCCACAAGCGCCUGGCUUGAACCAGGGGCAGGAGCCAGGAGGGGAGGAGCUGCUUGUUUCGGCCAGGUGAUUCUACAGUCUCGCCGGACCAUCUUACCAUCCGUGGGGAGGGUAAGGAGAAAGGAAGAGGCGGCGGCGAUGGAGACGGUGGCGGUGGUGUGGACGGCCGCGGUGGCGGCGGCGGGGCUGAUCUACUGGUUCGUGUGGGUGAUGGGGUCGGCGGAGGUGAAGGGGAAGCGGGCGGUGGAUCUGAAGAUGGGAUCGAUUACGCGGGACAAGGUCCAGGACAAGUACAAGCAGUACUGGUCCUUCUUCAGGCGCCCCAAGGAGACCGCCGUGGCGUCGUCGGAGAAUGUCCCGGCCUUCGUCGACACCUUCUACAACCUGGUGACCGACAUCUACGAGUGGGGCUGGGGCCAGAGCUUCCACUUCUCCCCCUCCAUCCCCGGCCGCUCCCACCGCGACGCCACCCGCAUCCACGAGGAGCGCGUCGCCGACCUCAUCGGCGCCCGCCCUGGCCAGCGCGUCCUCGACGUCGGCUGCGGCGUCGGCGGGCCCAUGCGCGCCAUCGCCGCCCGCUCCGGCGCCGACGUCGUCGGCAUCACCAUCAACGAGUACCAGGUCGGCCGCGCCCGCGCCCACAACAAGAAGUCCGGCCUCGACGCCCUCUGCGAGGUCGUCUGCGGCAACUUCCUCCAGAUGCCCUUCCCGGACGCCUCCUUCGACGGCGCCUACUCCAUCGAGGCCACCUGCCACGCCCCGCGCCUCGAGGACGUAUACGCCGAGAUCCACCGCGUCCUCAAGCCGGGAUCCCUCUACGUCUCCUACGAGUGGGUCACCACCGCGCUCUACCGCGCCGACGACCCCGACCACGUCGACGCCAUCCACGGGAUCGAGCGGGGGGACGCCCUCCCGGGUCUCCGCGCCCACGACGAGAUCGCCGCCAUCGCGCGGAAGGUCGGCUUCGAGGUGCUCGACCAAAGGGACCUCGCCCGGCCCCCGGCGGGGCCGUGGUGGACGCGCCUCAAAAUGGGGCGGAUCGCCUACUGGCGGAACCACCUCCUCGUCUCGGCCCUCGCCUUCCUCCGGAUCGCGCCCAAGGGCGUCGUCGAGGUCCACGAGAUGCUCUACGAAACCGCCCGCCACCUCACCCGCGGCGGCGAGACCGGUAUCUUCACCCCUAUGCACAUGAUCCUCUGCCGCAAGCCUCCCCUCACCCCCAACGCGGAGGACGGGAACCCUCAAGAAUCUACUUCCUAAUCCCACUGCUUUCAUCCUUUCUGUGUUAUUUCUUUUCUUUCUUUCCUUUUUUUCUUUAUUUAUUUCGUUUUUGCUUUGCUUUCUGAGAUUUAUCUAUCUACCUAUCUUGUGAUCUUAGGAGAACUAGAACCAUUAAUGGUGAAGGAAUUGGAGUUUUUUCUUCUCUUUUUUUUUUA
This is a messenger RNA of Phoenix dactylifera (date palm), 1680 nucleotides long. NCBI's taxonomy places the organism in Eukaryota, Viridiplantae, Streptophyta, Magnoliopsida, Arecales, Arecaceae. The record is from RefSeq and is a predicted model, not a curated record.